GACAUUAGGAGUUCAGGACAGAGAAAAUAUAGAGAGAAAACACAAAUCUACUUCUUGUUUUUUUUUCUCAUCUCACUGGAAAAAGACUUUCGUACUCUAAACUCAAAAGUCAGAACCGACGAAGCAGUAAAACACAGUUUUGAAGCAUUACCAUUUCUCUUCUUCAUCGUAAAACUACAGAGUUUCUUUUAUUUUACUUAUUAAUUUCAUUUCAUGUGAAAACCGAAGAAGAACAAGAAAAAGUAAGCACCAAUAAUCCCUAUUUCUUCUACAUCUACUUCUUCUUCCUUACAAGUUCAUGAUCAACUGAGUAACCAACAGACAGACAAACAGACCCUAGUUUCUAUUCCAAUUCAUUCUUUGUGAUUAUUUAUCUCGACUGGAUACGUUGAGAUAUACGGUCAAUUUGACAUAAGUAAGUUCGGUAGAGGACUGUUUUGAAUCAGGAAAAACAAUUGGAAGCCCGGUAAAUGGCGCUGUUUAGAAGAUUGUUUUAUAAGAAUCCUCCGGAUCGCUUAAUGGAGAUCUCUGAAAGAGUCUAUGUGUUGGAUUCUUGCUUCUCUACUGAUGUCAUGAAAGAGGUCUCGAUAACUAUAAGAAGUACAUGGAUGGUAUCGUGGCCCAACUUCAGGACCACUUUCCAGAUGCCUCUUUUAUGGUAUUUAAUUUUAGGGAGGGAGAAGGGAGAAGCCAAAUUUAUGAUAUAUUGUCCAAGUAUGAUAUGACGGUUAUGGAUUAUCCUCGGCUAUAUGAAGGGUGUCCUCUGUUACCGCUCGAGAUGAUUCACCAUUUCCUGAGAUCAAGUGAGACUUGGUUGUCGUUAGAAGGUCAACAGAAUGUUCUGCUGAUGCAUUGUGAAAGAGGAGGGUGGCCUGUGCUUGCAUUCAUGCUUGCUGGUCUCCUUCUAUACAGAAAACAGUACACAGGGGAGCAGAAAACUCUCGAGAUGGUAUAUAAGCAAGCUCCUAAGGAACUCCUCCAUCUCAUGUCUCCUUUAAACCCACAGCCUUCCCAACUGAGAUAUCUACAGUACAUCCCUAGGAGAAAUCUCGACUCAUGGCCUCCAGCUGAUACGUCUUUGGCCUUGGAUAGCCUCAUUCUCAGAGGACUUCCAAUAAUUAAUGGUGAAAGGAGUUGUAGACCUGUAGUUCGUGUUUAUGGCCAUGAUCCAUCUACUGCAGCUAGCAGAAGUUCUAAAGUUCUGUUUUCAACUCCAAAGACAAAGAAGCAUGUUCGCCACUACAAACAGGCAGAAAGGACGCCCGUGAAGGUAGAUAUUUUUUGCGGUGUUCAAGGUGAUGUAGUUCUUGAAUGCGUCCAUUUGGAUGAGGAUAUGGUACGCGAGGAAAUGAUGUUCAGGCUUACGUUUAACACGUCGUUUGUUCGAUCAAAUGUUUUACUGCUCAGCCAGGAGGAUAUCGACAUUUUGUGGGAUGCAAAGGAAACAGUUCCCUGAAGACUUUAAAGUAGAGGUACUCUUUUUGGACCCUGAUAUUGUUGGGUCUACCAUUGGCAUAGCAGUGGCAAGUGGAGACGAGGAUGAGACUGAAGGUGGAGUAUAGGAGGUUUUUUUCGAGGGGCAAGAAGUUUUCAGCAAUGCUGGUGGGCACUUGAGAUAUGGUCCGCCUUCUUCCAACAAAAAUAAAUAUUUUUACCGUGAAUCUUCCAGGUGAUCCCGGCACAGACAAAAUUAAGACCCCACCUAAAACCAGACAAAAUUAAGUGCAUACGAUUGCCUUCCUAAUUAUAAUUUGUUGGACCCACGUUCUACUUUUGGAUGGGAGUCAUGGGACUAUCCCGAGUCCCGACGAAUGAUUUCGAUUUUUUUUUAGCUGCAUCAUCGUUCGGUGAACUAGUUUUUCACCCGUACAAUGCACGGACUUGUCUAUUGCUUAUGGAAUAUUGGAUGUUUUUUUUAUAUUCAUAUUAAA
Molecule: messenger RNA, 1931 nt
Organism: Papaver somniferum (opium poppy)
Lineage: Eukaryota; Viridiplantae; Streptophyta; Magnoliopsida; Ranunculales; Papaveraceae
Product: formin-like protein 20
Exons: 4
Coding region: 605-1456 (283 amino acids)
Source: RefSeq, a predicted model, not a curated record